Molecule: messenger RNA, 1451 nt
Organism: Agelaius phoeniceus (red-winged blackbird)
Lineage: Eukaryota; Metazoa; Chordata; Aves; Passeriformes; Icteridae
Source: RefSeq, a predicted model, not a curated record
CCCUCGGAAACCUUCGGAACCCUCGGGAACUCUCGGAAACCUUCGGGAACUCUCGGAAACCUUCGGGAACUCUCGGAAACCUUCGGAACUCUCGGGGGAGCCCUCGGAAACCUUCGGGAACUCUCGGGGAGCCCUCGGAAACCUUCGGGAACUCUCGGGGGAGCCCUCGGAAACCCUCGAGAACGCUCAGGAGCCGGCGGGAACCAUCGGGGAGCCUUCGGAAACCGUCGGAAGAGCCCUCAGGAGCCGGCGGGAACCGGGGGGGGAACCCUUGGGAACCGUCAGGAACCGGCGGGGGAGCCCUCGGGAACCGGCGGGAGCCCUCAGGAGCCCUCGGGAACCGGCGGGACGGGAUCUGGCGGAAACUGGCGGGGAGCGCUCGGGAACCGGCGGGGAGCCCUCGGGGACCGUCGGAAACCGUCGGAAGAGCCCUCGGGAACCGUCGAAAGAGCCUUCGGGAGCCCUCGGGAACCGGUGAGGGAGCCCUCGGGAACCGUCAGGAACCGGCGGGGGAGGGCUCGGUAAUCGGCGGGAGCCCUCGGGAACCGUCGGGGGAGCGCUCGGGAACCGUCGGAAACCGCCGAAAGAGCCCUCAGGAGCCCUCGGGAACCGGAAUCGGCGGGGGAGGGCUCGGUAAUCGGCGGGAGCCCGCGGGAAACCGUCGGGGGAGCGCUCGGGAACCGUCGGAAACCGCCGGAAGAGCCCUCGGGAACCGUCGAAAGAGCCCUCAGGAGCCCUCGGGAACCGGUGAGGGAGCCCUCGGAAACCGUCAGGAACCGGCGGGGGAGCGCUCGGGAACCGUCGGAAACCGCCGGAAGAGCCCUCGGGACCCCUCGGGAACCGUCGAAAGAGCCCUCAGGAGCCCUCGGGAACCGGUGGGGGAGCUCUCGGGAGCCCUCGGGAACCGGCGGGUGAGCCCUCGGGAACCGUCAGGAACCGGCGGGGGAAGGCUCUUUAAUCGGCGGGAGCCCUCGGGAACCGUCGGGGGAGCCCUCGGGAGCCCUCAGGAACCGGCGGGGGAGCCCUCAGGAGCCCUCGGAACCGGUGAGGGAGCCCUCGGGAGCCCUCAGGAACCGGCGGGGGAGCCCUCAGGAACGGAGCCCUCGGGAACCGUCAGGGGAGUGCUCGGGAGCCCUCGGGAACCGUCAGGGGAGUGCUCGGGAACCGUCGAGAGCCCUCGGGAACCGUGGGGAUGUGGCGGGAACCGGCGGGGGAGCCCUCGGGAGCCGGCAGAAAGUGUCUGGGGAGCCCUCGGGAACCAUCGGGAGAGCCCGGGAAACGUCAGGAGAGCCCUCGGGUGCGCUCGGGAACCGUCGGGGGAGCCCUCGGGAGCCUUCGGGAACCCUCGGGAGCGCUCGGGAGCCGUCGGGGGAGCCCUCGGGAACCCUCGGGAGCCUUCGGGAGCGCUCGGGAGCCUUCGGGAACCCUCGGGAGCCUUCGGCUCGGGGUAG